Zea mays is the source of this 645-nucleotide messenger RNA. Its product is annotated as acylphosphatase-1-like. The transcript has a single exon. NCBI's taxonomy places the organism in Eukaryota, Viridiplantae, Streptophyta, Magnoliopsida, Poales, Poaceae. The coding region runs from base 107 to 451 and encodes 114 amino acids. The record is from RefSeq and is marked validated. Gene Ontology annotation, molecular function: acylphosphatase activity.
AGCAGUUCCUUGCUUCAGCCGUCUCGUCUCGUCUCGUCCCUCUCCGUCUCCGGUCUCCAGUCUCGCUGCUUCCACAAGUCCACAACCGUACCAGCACCACCGCGCCAUGGCGUCCUCCGCCGAUCCCGAUGCCGCCACGCCACCAUCCGCGCCGCAGCCGGAGCCCGCACGGAAGGCAGUCCGCGUGGUGGUGAAGGGGCGCGUCACGGGGGUGGGGUUCCGCGACUGGACUGCGUCCACGGCCGAGUCGCUCGGCCUCGCCGGCUGGGUCCGCAACCGCCGUGACGGCAGUGUGGAGGCCCUCCUCUCCGGAGACCCCGCGAAGAUCGAAGACAUGAUAACCCGCCGCCUCCCCGUCGGCCCCCCAGCCGCCACCGUCACCGCCGUCGUCCCGUCCACGGCCGAGCCCGUGGAUCCGUCCACCGGCUUCGAGAUCAAGUUCACCGUCUGACCCCCCGUCCCGCGACAGGUUCGCGUCUCGCCGCGCGGUCUUGAACGGUCUAUUCGUGCACUACUACUGCGAAUCUGCGAUUAAAGAUCAGAGGCGACAUCUAAUGUACCGUAGUCUGUUUACCUGAAUUCCUGAAAAGCUUUGCUAUCUGCUUGGGUUGGAAUUCAUGCCAGAUUGUGGGUAUAAACCUGUUU